CGCUUUUGCACGCGGUGUCCCGUAGCCGCGACGUUCGGAGGAACCGUUUCUAAACAGAAGUGAGCUCCGCCGGCCCUGCCCGUUCCCUCUGCCGCCGCUAGGCUGCAGCCGCCCUCUUCUUGGCGGGCGGGAAAAGGAGCGCGCCGUGCGGCUUCGGAAAGGGCCGGGGCCAGGCUGCGUCUGCCAGGGGAAUCCCACAUCGCUCCCCUCCUCUUUGCCUGCCGGCCUCGGUGAGCCAGCUCCUCGGCUCCCUCGAUGCGUUCUUGACUACCGCGGCGUGGUGGGAAUUUAAUCGAAUCCAAAUGGCCCCGUGGCGCUAAAGCAAACUGCAUUAAAAAUCGGAACGUUAUCACAUCUGGUUUAGUUUCUCAGAGCAUUCCCUUGCAUAGUAAGAAAUAAGGAAGAUGACCCAGUUCUGCACUUUUGAAUCCUGUGGGCUGUGGUGAAAUGGUCAGAAAUCCUUCUACCAUUAUCCUGCUGCAUGGUGAAAGACAGAAGCAUUCUCAGCAAAGGACGUUUAUUUACCCCUUCUUCACUAGAGGCAGGCCUUUCCCGCUGCAAUUGCUUUUCUUUGGCACGCUAUUCUGUAUCUAUAAUGGCUUCCUCCAGGGGUACUACCUGAUCUACUGUGCUGAAUACCCAACCGAUUGGUGCACCGACAUCCGAUUUACAUCAGGCCUCCUCUUAUUUCUUCUGGGAAUGGGAAUCAACAUUCACAGUGAUCUCCUGCUGCGCCAGCUGAGAAAACCUGGGGAAGUAACUUACAAGAUUCCUCAAGGGGGGCUGUUCACUUAUGUUUCUGGAGCCAACUACUUUGGAGAAAUUGUGGAAUGGUUUGGUUUUGCCAUCGCUACCUGGUCUCUGCCAGCCUUCACCUUUGCCUUUUUCACUCUUUGCUGCAUUGGGCCCCGUGCUUACCACCAUCACAGGUACUAUCUCAAGACAUUUACAGACUACCCAAAAUCAAGGAAAGCUUUGAUUCCUUUUGUUUUUUAAUUACUUGGAUAUGGAUCCUGUAUCCUAUUUUUAUAGGGCUUUUUCCAAUUCCUAGUUUUAAAUUUAGGUCUGACUAUAAAUAAUGGUACAGAUGAUAACCUGGGGUUGUAACAGGCAAGAAGUUCGUACAGAACUGAAGUUCUUGUUUUUAAAUACAGGGGAAAUUGCAGACAGUUUUGGGUAGAGGGACUUCCCAAAUACUUGCUUGUCUGUGGAGUUCUACCUGUGGAAAAUGAAUCUGACUAGUAUGACUCCACUGACAUUGUAGAAAAAAACACUGGCUAAAAUACAGUGCAGAAAAGGAGAAAGUAAGCCCACGACUUAAGAGAAAGUCUUGGGUCACUCCAAUCUAUAGCCCUUCUGCACCCCUGCUUCUUCCUGCCUCUUGCUGUAGCAGGUAUGCCCUCGUGGCAAUCUCCUUUGUCAAGAAAGUAACUACCCUUUAUUUUUCAUCUAGAAGCAAAGUUAGCUCCCAGAGCCACAGUGCAACAAGAGGACACUUGUGGGCAUGAGGCUGGGAGCAGUGUGUUGUGGCACAGAGGUAGCAUGAAGUAUGUCGAUGCGCAAGCAUCUUGAGCUGCCACAAUGUCUGCUUUACUUCCUUGAGUAAUACCCUUCUCACUGCUAGAUGAUUAAUAUUUACUCACCAGAAUUCUUUUUUUUUUAAAUGUAUGUCAUUAAAAUAAUUGCAGCAGCAUUAGAAGUUUUUCCCUUCUGGCAAAUUCAGAGGUCUUUUCAAAAUAACAAUUUGUUCACUCAAACACACUCAAUUUUUAUUCAUUAAAAAAAAAACAAAACAACUUGAAAUGGUGAUGUAUAACAACAGAAACAAUGAAAACAAAAAGCUCUGGGUUGAAGAAAACAUUCUCAAACACUGGCAGUACAUUUUGUCUAAGAGGAACAUUUUCAGAUACUCGUAUUAGGAAAUGAUACACAGAUAUUAUUGAAUUUCCACAAGGACACAGUAUUUUUUUAUAUAUAAUUUUAGAAUAUAGUUAGGAAUUUUCCAGAAAAAAAUGUCAUCAACCUUAAUAGGAACAGAUGUUUCAGAAAACGCUGAUAGUUUUAGUUACCCUUCACAGCACAAAAUCCUGCUAAGAAUUAUGCUGAAUGGCUGGGGAAAAAAAAAAAAAAAAGACUGGACCACAUACUAAACGUAUUAUAAGCUGCUAGAGCAACCUGAUGGGCUGUAUGCAAUUUUCUCUGAAACACAAUAAAAUUUAUGUAAAGCA
Molecule: messenger RNA, 2228 nt
Organism: Tympanuchus pallidicinctus (lesser prairie-chicken)
Lineage: Eukaryota; Metazoa; Chordata; Aves; Galliformes; Phasianidae
Gene: SRD5A2
Product: steroid 5 alpha-reductase 2
Exons: 6
Coding region: 448-996 (182 amino acids)
Biological process (GO): steroid biosynthetic process
Cellular component (GO): membrane
Molecular function (GO): 3-oxo-5-alpha-steroid 4-dehydrogenase activity
Source: RefSeq, a predicted model, not a curated record